This is a messenger RNA of Alternaria ethzedia, 309 nucleotides long. RefSeq lists its product as uncharacterized. The record is from RefSeq and is a predicted model, not a curated record. The coding region runs from base 1 to 309 and encodes 102 amino acids. NCBI's taxonomy places the organism in Eukaryota, Fungi, Ascomycota, Dothideomycetes, Pleosporales, Pleosporaceae. The transcript is spliced from 2 exons.
AUGUUCCGCGCCACAUCCCGCCUGCUCGCUUGCCGCGUCACCUUCUUCACCCGAACCCCAUGCGGCCUAUGCGACACGGCUAAAGCUGUCGUGCAGAACGUCAACGCGAAGAGGCCUUUUGAUUACGACGAGAUCAAUGUCAUGGACGCAGGGCAAGAAAGGUGGAAGAGCGCGUACGAGUUCGACACUCCGGUGAUCCACAUCGACAAAGCCGAAGCUAAGGAGACGACUACUUCGUCCCUGAAGCUUAUGCAUCGUUUCACGGAAGAAGACGUGGUCAAGGUCAUGGAUCAAGCUGAGCAAUCCUGA